AUGGCGGGCUCCUCGACGGCCACGCAGGCCCCCACAGCCAAAUCUAGAGUGAAUGGAUCAGCGAAGAAGGACGAGAAGGAUACCUGGGAAGCCAAGGAGCACGACUUCUUCUGGACGUAUACCGAGGAGCCGCACCGCACGCGUCGCCUCGCCAUCAUCAAGGCGCAUCCCGAGGUCACGAAGCUCUGCGGCCCUGAGCCCCUCACGAAAUAUGUCGUUGCUGGCGUCGUUGGCAUCCAAGUUCUCAUGGCCUACCUCCUCCGCGACACGUCCAUUCUGAACUGGAAGUUCCUAGCGACCGCCUAUGUCGUUGGCGCGACCGCAAACCAGAACCUCUUCCUCGCCAUCCACGAGAUUUCUCACAACUUGGCCUUCCGAUCCCCCUUGGCAAACCGAAUCCUUGCCAUCUUCGCCAACUUGCCAAUUGGCGUUCCCUACAGCGCUUCGUUCCGCCCCUACCACCUAACUCACCACAAGUCCCUUGGCGUCGAUGGUCUCGACACCGACCUCCCCACCGCCUUCGAGGCCAUUUUCCUUGAUUCCGUCCUCGGCAAGGCCUUCUUUGCCACCUUCCAAAUCUUCUUCUACGCCCUCCGCCCCAUGUUCAUCUACCGGGUCCCCUUCACUUGGGUCCAUUGGCUCAACAUCCUCGUCCAAGGCGCUUUCGAUUACUUCAUCUACACCACCCUUGGUGCCAACGCCGUAUCCUACUUCAUUAUGAGCUCUUUCCUUGCCGGUUCUCUGCAUCCCCUCGCCGCUCACUUCAUCGCCGAGCACUACGUGUAUGAAACCGUCACCCCCGAGCAGCGCAACCCCAACAACAACGCCCCUAUCCCUGAGACCUUCUCUUACUAUGGCCCCGCCAAUAUCCUUACCUAUAAUGUCGGCCUUCAUAACGAGCACCACGACUUCCCCGCUGUACCUUGGACUCGCCUCCACAAACUGAACGAGAUUGCUCAUGAGUUCUACGACGACCUCCCUCGGCACCAGAGCUGGACCUACGCACUAUGGAGGUUCAUCUGGGACGACAAUGUCGGCCUCCAGUGCCGUGUCAAGAGGAAGGAAGGCGGACGUAUGGUUGGCGGUGCGACUAGCUGGAAGCAGGCUGAACUUGAGUCCUAA
Parascedosporium putredinis is the source of this 1122-nucleotide messenger RNA. NCBI's taxonomy places the organism in Eukaryota, Fungi, Ascomycota, Sordariomycetes, Microascales, Microascaceae. The record is from the annotation of a GenBank genome assembly.